Messenger RNA from Nycticebus coucang (slow loris), 1667 nucleotides. It is a transcript of the gene HPCA, whose product is annotated as hippocalcin. Bases 395 to 976 code for a protein of 193 amino acids. Lineage: Eukaryota; Metazoa; Chordata; Mammalia; Primates; Lorisidae. The transcript is spliced from 4 exons. Gene Ontology annotation, molecular function: calcium ion binding. The record is from RefSeq and is a predicted model, not a curated record.
GAGGCCAGGGAUUGUCCCCGGCUAAGGAAAGAGGUCUGUUGGCAUUGACCCGCCCCUCCAUUCGGGCUACCUGGGUCGAGCUGCUGAGGAGAUGGGGGCCUCGGUCCUCCUCCCCCGCAGGGGUGCUUCCUCUAGAGGGGGGCCAGGGAAGCGAGGGCGUCCCCUUCCCUCUCCGGCGCGGGGGCGGGGGCGGAGCCUAGCGCACCGCUCCCCCCAGGGCUGCAGGGGACCCCCCCAGGGGAGGGCCUCCGGGUGAACGCUGCGGGGCGUCUCCCUCUCAGUCCCGCCCGCCCCUCCGGCCGCCCCUGCUGCCGCGCGCCGCAGCAGCGCCGCCUUCCUUGCGCAGUCGGUGUCUCCGCGUCGCUGGACCCAGGUGGGACUUGGCUCAGUGGCCAUGGGCAAGCAGAACAGCAAGCUGCGGCCCGAGAUGUUGCAGGACCUGCGGGAGAACACAGAGUUCUCAGAGCUGGAGCUGCAGGAGUGGUACAAAGGCUUCCUCAAGGACUGCCCCACAGGCAUCCUCAACGUGGACGAGUUUAAGAAGAUCUACGCCAACUUCUUCCCCUACGGUGAUGCCUCCAAGUUCGCUGAGCAUGUCUUCCGCACCUUUGACACCAACAGUGAUGGCACCAUUGACUUCCGGGAGUUCAUUAUUGCACUGAGUGUGACCUCUCGAGGUCGCCUGGAGCAGAAGCUCAUGUGGGCCUUCAGCAUGUAUGACCUGGACGGCAACGGCUACAUCAGCCGGGAGGAGAUGCUGGAGAUCGUGCAGGCUAUUUACAAGAUGGUUUCGUCCGUGAUGAAGAUGCCGGAGGAUGAGUCGACCCCAGAAAAGAGGACCGAGAAAAUCUUCCGCCAAAUGGACACAAACAACGACGGCAAGCUGUCUCUGGAGGAGUUCAUCCGCGGGGCCAAAAGCGACCCGUCCAUCGUGCGCCUGCUGCAGUGCGACCCCAGCAGCGCCUCUCAAUUCUGAGCGAGAGGAUCCAAGUCCCCCCUCCUCCCUUGCCUUUACCGGCCCCCUCCCGCUCUCAGCUUCCUCUCCCUUGCCUCCUAUCCAGGCUAGGGGCCAGACUCGGGGACCCCAAACCCCAGGACUGCACUUUGGGGAGGCCUCUGGAGAGAACUUUGCAGUCUCCCCAGGCCCAGGCAAGCAAGCGAUUAGUCCGCCCCAAUCCAAGAGGCAAUGAUAGAGAGACACAGGCUAUCUUGGUCUGCCCCACAGUCAGCCUAAGCCCUCCCUUACCUACUUAGACCAGGGAACUCAGCCAUCUCUCUCCCAUCCUCGUCAACAGGGCAGACCCUCCUGCAACCAAAACGGAGAGGCAUGCACCCUCACGCAGGUCUCAGUCUGGCUGGAGGGGGUAGUCAUGCCCAGGGGAGGACUUUUAUUUUCUUUUUAUUUGGUGGGGAGAGAAUAAUUCCAGGGGUGUGGGGGUUUGAGGAAGAAGCUUCCUUGAGCCAUCUUUUCCUGCAGUUGGGCCUGACCCAGCCUACCCCAUGUUUUGCUGGUCCUCAGGCCAUGAUGCAAAGGAAAACCUCCCAGGAUUCUAGCCUGCCAGAUGUGGGUCCCCUGAAGCCCUGCCUGCCUUUUAGCUCUUGGAUGAACACAGCCAGCCACAUACAGACCCACCAACCCCUCUGUGUUUUGCUUCUCUUGUACAUAC